AUGGCAACUACAUCGUGGGAUAACGCAAGACGACAUGCAAGGGCUUUGGAGACAGCGCUAGAUAGUAAAUUAUCAACUUACUCGAAAUUGGCAGCUACGAUAGCACGUUCAGGAGGCGCAGCUGGAAGUAGUAGUAGUAGUAAAGACGCCAUAAGUUUAGAGGAAGAGGGAGACGGUAUUGGUGGAUACAAAUUAGUAGAAGAAGAGAUAGAAGAGCUAUUAGGCAAGCUAGAACAAGCAAUAGAAGAUCUGUCAACAUUGAUAAAUUCACCUUCUCAACCGCCCUCAUCAUCAAUGCAACAUGCAGCUCAGAGACAUCGAGACAAUCUGGAUGACUACAGGAGGGAUUUCCUUAGGACUAGAGGAAACGUAGAACAGAGUAUACGUCGAUCGAAUUUAUUGGGCUCAGUAAGGAAAGAUAUAAAUGAUUACAAAACAGCAACGAAUUCUCAAACGGACGCAUUGCUUCAAGAUAGAGGUAGAAUAGACUCUUCUCAUAGGAUGAUGGAUGAUACUUUGAAUCAAGCAUAUGCUACCAGAGAAGAUUUCGCUCAACAGCGUACACUGCUCGCAUCGAUCGAUUCUAGGAUGGGAGGUGUCUUAUCCCAAAUGCCAGGUAUAAACUCUUUGAUCACAGCUAUAAGAACGAGAAGAAGAAGGGAUACUUUAAUUAUGGGUUGUGUAGUUGGAGUUUGUGUAAUUCUCAUAUUAGGUUAUACAUUUGGUUUUUAG
Kwoniella shivajii is the source of this 732-nucleotide messenger RNA. RefSeq lists its product as uncharacterized. Gene Ontology annotation, biological process: endoplasmic reticulum to Golgi vesicle-mediated transport; vesicle fusion. Gene Ontology annotation, cellular component: Golgi medial cisterna; SNARE complex; cis-Golgi network. Gene Ontology annotation, molecular function: SNAP receptor activity. Bases 1 to 732 code for a protein of 243 amino acids. Lineage: Eukaryota; Fungi; Basidiomycota; Tremellomycetes; Tremellales; Cryptococcaceae. The transcript is spliced from 5 exons. The record is from RefSeq and is a predicted model, not a curated record.